This is a messenger RNA of Gloeophyllum trabeum ATCC 11539, 1374 nucleotides long. RefSeq lists its product as uncharacterized. Lineage: Eukaryota; Fungi; Basidiomycota; Agaricomycetes; Gloeophyllales; Gloeophyllaceae. The transcript has 7 exons. Gene Ontology annotation, molecular function: phosphatidylethanolamine N-methyltransferase activity. The record is from RefSeq and is a predicted model, not a curated record. The annotation marks the transcript as partial. Gene Ontology annotation, biological process: phosphatidylcholine biosynthetic process.
UCGCACUUUGACCUGCUCAACCUCGCCCUGCUCGGCGCGCAGCUGCUACUCUUCUUCCUGCUGCCCUCUUACCUGCGGAAGCCGUUUUUUCUCGUGUACUUUGCGUUCUGGCGGCUCGCGUACGACGCGGGGCUCGGCUGGGUCCUGACGCGGCAGAGCAAGCGCAGGUGGAUCGUCAAGGAGGUCCAGCGCCUCGGGUGGCUGGACGAAAAGCGCAACCCCAAGAUGAGGGACUGGAUACGGAAGCAGCUGCAAGGGAAGAUGGGGCAGGAUUAUUCGUUUGAUGCCUUACCCCUAGAGUACAAUACAUGGCUGCUCUUCCGCCAAGUAGUAGAUAUCAUACUUCUCAACGACUUCCUCGCGUACUGCAUGUUCGCAUUCUCGUGCUUCCGCGUCCCCAACGGCCUCUCCAUCCCAGUGCACAUAAUGAGGUGGAUCGGAGGAAUAGCGAUGAUCGGCUUCAACCUGUGGGUGAAGACCGAGGCUCACGGGGUCGUCAAGGACUACGGUUGGUACUGGGGCGACUGCUUCUUCCAGCGCGGGAAUCUCGUGUUCGACGGCGUCUUCGAGCUCGCGCCGCACCCGAUGUAUUCUGUCGGAUACGCCGGGUAUUACGGGUUGUCCCUCAUCGUGGGCAGCUACCCAGUGCUGUUCGUGAGCCUCGCUGCGCACGCCGCGCAAUUCGGAUUCUUGGUCGGCUUCGAGAACCCGCACAUCGAGCGGACAUACGGGCAGAGGAAGCCCAUCGCGCAACGCACCCCCCUCAGGCGCACGCCCGCCUCCGAGUCGAGCUCGCGCUCCCAGUCCGUUUCCUCCCUCGCCGACCUGACCACCCCGAGCGCCACGGAAGGUGAGACAGCCACCGAGACCGAGGAGCUUCAGACGGAGACCGAGACGGAGUUCGAGGGCACCGCGAAGCAAGAGCAGAUGAUGAAGAAAGCGGAAAUGAGCGCUGCGCUCACCCCCGCUACGGCCGUUACGAGACGUCAUAGAUCUGCGUUUGUUACCCAGCACGAUCUUAUGAAUACAUAUUUCAGACAGGACACGAUCAUCUUGCGGAACAUCGACUUGUUUAGGGCAUCGGAUCUCAAGCUCGUCCUCCUCCUAUUUUACAUGGUCGUAUCGGCCGCGCUCCCGCCGCUGUCCGUUGGGGCCACGCGCGGACUGUACUUCGCCAACGCCCUCUGCUGGGUCCUCUUCCACUCCGUCGGCCUCGGCCUCCUCCUGCGCGCGCAGAGCCAGCACAAGUUCCUCGUGCGGCACUUUAUGAAGCACUACCACUACCCGCACGACGACCGCGGCGACGGCGCCGUCGUCGAGGCGUUCGCGAACUGGAAGGCCAUCUACAACCUGAGCCUGUGCAUGACCUGGUAA